AAAAACACACCUAAACACAUAAGCAUGCACACACUGUGUAUUGAUAACAAUAAUAAAAACAAGCUGAUUCAAUAAGACCAGUAGGUCAGUCAGUCAGUCAGUCAGUUGAUUUCUGUCAGUUUGAAUGAGACACAUAGCAAAAAAAAAAACAAAUAUAAAUAAAAAAUAACACUUGUACCUGCGCAAACAUUGUCUUAAAAAGACACAAAAUUGAGGUUAGUUUUUAAUAAUAGCAAAUAUAAUCACCUUUUAAAUAAUUGCACUAAAUUAAUUUUAUAAUAAACAGUUAAUUAAAAGUCUAUUGAACACUACUAAAUGAUGGAAAAUAUAUCAAAACAAGAAAAAAGUUCAUUGAACCUGUCAAUUAUUGCCGGAAUAUUUGCAACGACAGGCAGUUUGUUUGGUAAACUUGCUGGAGCGGUAGAAACUGGAACAAUUAUUGAAAUUACAUUUAAAUUAUCAUUAUUUAUUAUAAUGAUUAUAUUCAAUACAGCUGGAUGUACAUUUUUUGUAAAAAGUUUACAAGGUUGUUCAUCAUCAUUACCAGCAACUGUUGUUAGUGCAGCAACUAAUUAUUUUUGUUCAGCACUUGCUGGCUUCUUGGUAUUUGGUGAGACUACCUCAAUGCUCUGGUGGUGUGGAACAUCUUUGGUUCUAUUGGGUCUUAUUCUCAUCUGUUAUUCAACAUCAUCAACAAUAAAACAACAAAAUAAUAUUAAUGAUAAAAAGAAAAAUUAAUAUUUUUAAAUAUUCUCAUUAUUAUUACAUUUUUUUUG
This is a messenger RNA of Aphidius gifuensis, 776 nucleotides long. Its product is annotated as transmembrane protein 42. The transcript has 4 exons. Lineage: Eukaryota; Metazoa; Arthropoda; Insecta; Hymenoptera; Braconidae. The record is from RefSeq and is a predicted model, not a curated record. Bases 316 to 738 code for a protein of 140 amino acids.